Messenger RNA from Fusarium verticillioides 7600, 1629 nucleotides. RefSeq names its product alcohol dehydrogenase (NADP+). Gene Ontology annotation, molecular function: zinc ion binding; alcohol dehydrogenase (NADP+) activity. Lineage: Eukaryota; Fungi; Ascomycota; Sordariomycetes; Hypocreales; Nectriaceae. The transcript has 2 exons. The record is from RefSeq and is a predicted model, not a curated record. Gene Ontology annotation, biological process: alcohol metabolic process. The coding region runs from base 451 to 1536 and encodes 361 amino acids.
CUCCAUCCAUAGAUAGUGACACUCUCUAGGGUCUAUUCAGUCUAGCAUCUCCAUUGAAUCACCAACUACCGAUGCAUCUCAGACCCGCCUCAAUCUGGAGACGUCACCGGCCCUUUUUCCCUUCACAAUGCGCCCUGGAAUUAGUGGGCUAACGGCGAUGGCUUCCUUUUUGCGCCCAGUCCCAAAUGGAAAAUUUAACUCCGUUUAUAUCCAUCUCCAUUCCAUAGUUAGCAUUACAUCGGUUCUCACCGUUCUCUGAUGCUGAUAAAUUCUCGGAUCUUCGAUGACGUUGCGGAGUCCGAAAGCUUUUUUUUUUUCCCUGGAUGGUUGUAGAAUCUUGGAGGUGAAAGUGAUAUAUAUAGCUUGCAGUUCACGUAGACGGUCUGAUCAAUACAAUCUCAAUACUGUUUGCUUUUCAUCUUUCAAAAGUAAUAAGAACCAUUCAUCAAAAUGUCUACCGAUUACGAAUUCAAGGGCUGGCUUGGCCGUGAUCCUAGCUCCGUCAAUGGAAAGAUGGAGUGGGAUACCUUUGAGCCCAAGAAGUGGGAGGAGAACGACGUCGACAUCAAGAUCACACACUGCGGUAUCUGCGGUUCUGACCUUCACAUUCUUCGCUCCGGCUGGGGCGAGACACCUUUCCCCUGCUGCGUCGGCCACGAAAUCGUCGGCAAGGCUGUCCGCGUCGGCUCCAACGUCACAAACAUCAAGGUUGGCGACAGAGUCGGUGUAGGCGCCCAGGCCCGCAGCUGUCUCCGCGACGACUGCUCCGAGUGCUCCGCUGGCCGCCUCAACUACUGCCCCAAGAUGGUCAGCACCUACGGCUCCGUCUACCCCGACGACAUUGGCAAGUCCUACGGCGGCUACGCAGACUACAACCGCACCGACUCCCGCUUCGUCGUAAAGAUCCCCGAGUCUCUGCCCUCCGAGUACGCUGCGCCCAUGCUCUGCGGCGGUGUCACCGUCUACGCUCCUCUCCGUAACAACGGCUGCGGUCCUGGAAAGACUGUGGGCAUCGUCGGUGUAGGCGGUCUGGGCCACUUUGGCGUUCUCUUUGCCAAGGCCCUCGGCGCUGAUAAGGUCAUCGGUAUUUCUCGCAAGGCCUCCAAGAAGGAUGAAGUCCUCGCUCUCGGCGCAGAUGCUUACAUCGCUACUGACGACGAUGAGGACUGGGCCAACAAGAACGCCAAGACAAUUGAUCUCAUGGUCUGCACAGUCUCAAGCAGCAAGAUGCCCUACAGCGAUUACUUCAAGCUCCUCCGCCACGGCGCCGACUUUGUGCAGGUCGGAGCUCCUGACUCUGGUGAACUCCCUCCCAUCAAUGCCUUCAACCUCAUCAUGGGCCAGUUCAAGCUAAGCGGAAGCUUGAUUGGUUCGCCCAAGGACAUCGAGGAGAUGCUGCAGCUUGCAGUUGAGAAGAACGUCAAGCCUUGGGUUGAGAAGAGGCCGAUGGAGGAUGCGAACCAGGCUGUUGUCGAUAUGGAGAAUGGAAAGGCGCGAUACCGAUAUGUUUUGGUUAACCAGAAGAACAUUGAUUAAAUUAGCGGGAUUUGAAUGAUAGAGAUAGACUGUACAUAAGAUAUGAAUCAACAAUAGAAUAAUCUUGAACAAGAAUCUCACUGAGCUUCGGUG